This is a messenger RNA of Panicum hallii, 1319 nucleotides long. RefSeq names its product histone H1-like. The record is from RefSeq and is a predicted model, not a curated record. NCBI's taxonomy places the organism in Eukaryota, Viridiplantae, Streptophyta, Magnoliopsida, Poales, Poaceae. Gene Ontology annotation, biological process: chromosome condensation; nucleosome assembly; negative regulation of DNA recombination. The transcript has 2 exons. Bases 69 to 956 code for a protein of 295 amino acids. Gene Ontology annotation, molecular function: structural constituent of chromatin; double-stranded DNA binding; nucleosomal DNA binding. Gene Ontology annotation, cellular component: nucleus; nucleosome.
GAGCUCUCUUCCUCUAUCUCUGUCGGCACGCACGCGCGCGAGCUCUCCUUCCUCGUCCAGGUGCAUUGAUGGCGACCGAAGUGGCUGACGCUCCGGUGCCGCUGGCGGAGGCGGCCCCCGACGCCGCCGCGGAGGCCCCGGCUGCGGCCGCCGGCGACGCGAAGCCGGCCAAGGCCAAGAAGGCCGCCGCGCCGCGGAAGCGCGCGAACCCGACCCACCCGCCGUACGCCGAGAUGGUCUCGGACGCGAUCACGUCGCUCAAGGAGAGGACGGGGUCGAGCCAGUACGCGAUCGCCAAGUUCCUGGAGGACAAGCACAAGGACAAGCUGCCACCCAACUUCCGCAAGCUGCUGCUCGUGCAGCUGAAGAAGCUCGUCGCCGCCGGCAAGCUCACCAAGGUCAAGAACUCCUUCAAGCUGCCGUCGGGGCGCGCCCCGGCCGCGGACAAGCCCAAGCCAAAGCCCAAGGCUAAGCCUGCCGCCGCCAAGCCCAAGUCGAAGCCGAAGCCCGCCGCGAAGAAGCCCAAGGCCGCCGCCAAGCCCAAGGCCAAGGCGCCCGCCAAGGCGAAGCCCGCCGCGAAGCCGAAGGCAGCCGCCAAGCCCGCGGCCAAGCCGAAGGCAGUCGCUGCGAAGCCGAAGCCAGCCGCCAAGCCGGCUGCCAAGCCGAGGCCGGCCGCCAAGCCUAAGGCCAAGCCGGCCGCGAAGCCAAAACCAAAGGCGGCUGCUGCCAAGCCCAAGCCCGCGGCGAAGACAAAGGCCCCAGCCACCCCGUCCCGGACGACCCGCCCCGCCAAGGCCGCCAAGACGUCGGCCAAGGACACUCCGGGGAAGAAGGCGGCUCCGGCGGCCAAGAAGCCCGCGGCGGCAGCGAAGAAGUCCCCCGCCAAGAAGCCCGCGCCGGCGAAGAAGGCGGCGGCCCCGGCGAGGAAGGUGCCGGCCCGGAAGGCGAAGAAGUAGAGCGGUCGGCGUCAGAGGAAUCUAGGCUUUCAUUCUCGUUUGGUUCUUUUUUCUCUCUCUUGUAAUCGAGGGGGUGUCAGGGGUACUAGCUUGUAAAUUUGAUAUGGAGGCGGGGGUACAGUGGCCAUUCCGUACCCGUGGUGAAAAGACGGAGGCGACGAUGACGACGACGAGUUUGUUAGGGGCUGUAUUUUUCUGUAGCUGAUAUGGGUGUUGAGGUCCGCAUUGUGUUGUUAAAGUUUAUUAUGUGGUGAUGAUAGUAUUUUGUCGAGAAUUACCUUGCUAAUCUGCUAUACUGGUGCAGCUGUUUGGCUUCUGCCAUGAUCUGAUCUGAAUCCCAGAUCUGAAAUAGAAUGAUCUGGU